Messenger RNA from Daldinia caldariorum, 996 nucleotides. Its product is annotated as TIP41-domain-containing protein. Gene Ontology annotation, biological process: TOR signaling. The record is from RefSeq and is a predicted model, not a curated record. NCBI's taxonomy places the organism in Eukaryota, Fungi, Ascomycota, Sordariomycetes, Xylariales, Hypoxylaceae. The transcript has 2 exons. The coding region runs from base 1 to 996 and encodes 331 amino acids. Gene Ontology annotation, cellular component: cytosol.
AUGGCAGCUCACAUAACCUCGCCCAACGAGCCCUUCCCACGGCCGGACCACAUCGCACAGGCGACGACCUCGCACCGGCAAGGCGCCUUCGUGAUCUCGACGCGGAAGCUGCCCAUCUCCAAGGCAGGGCCCAUCGAGGCCAUGGAGCGCGACCUGGGCAUCCCCGUGCCCGAAAUGAUCUUCGGCGACAACCUCGUGUCCGUGCGCCACGCGCCCUCCGGCUGGGCCGUCGAGUUCAACGCCCGCGACGCUCUCGACGCCGUCGACAAGACCGACCGCCACAUGCUCCAGGUCGCCUACGCCAAGGACUGGUCCGCGAGCCGCGAGCAGACUAGCGCGGGGAUUAAAGAUGUGGUUAAGCCGUAUGAUUGGAGCUAUAGCACUACGUACCGCGGCACCGUCAUCCCGCCGUCGUCUCCGCCUCGAGCUCAUCCUCCUCCCCCGUCACCACUACCACCACCACAAGCAGUGGCUCCGGCCACUUCCAGCAGCGAGGGUAACACGAGCGAGCGCUCCAAUCCAAGCGACACGGAAACGGAAACGGAAACGGAACGAGGGGCGCGAAGUAGCAAGUUCGAGUUCGCGCCGACGGACAAGCCGAUCCCGAUCGAGCUGCUCAAGCGGCGGGACCCGAUCCUGUUCUUCGACGAGGUGAUGCUGUACGAGAGCGAGCUGGACGACAACGGCAUCAGCGUGCUGAGCGUCAAGGUCCGCGUGCACGAGCGCCGCAUGCUGCUGCUCGCGCGCCUCUUCAUGCGCCUCGACAACGUCGUCGUGCGCAUCCGCGACACCCGCGUCUACGUCGACUUCGCCGCCGAGGAGGUCACGCGGGAGUAUACGGCUCGGGAGCUAGGGUUUGAGGAUGUUAAGACGAAACUGCGCAUGACGGGACUGGUCCCCGAUGCCGUCACAAUAGCCCUGCGCGACGCUAAUAAGAUUGCCGACUUGCUUCCUACGGUGGAACAGACUUUGGAACGUGUGUCGCUGAAAUCAUAG